This is a messenger RNA of Miscanthus lutarioriparius, 213 nucleotides long. The record is from the annotation of a GenBank genome assembly. Lineage: Eukaryota; Viridiplantae; Streptophyta; Magnoliopsida; Poales; Poaceae.
AUGAAACCCCCUCAGCUGCUGGCUGGGGAAGGCUCCUGGGCUCACGAGGUCAAGCAGGCCCUCCGUGAGAAACUCCGGCGCUCCUACGGCGCCGCCGCCACACCGGCGGCCAGGCUGGCCAGCGAAUCGAGCCGUGGCGCUGACUGCCGCGGCUCGGCUGCCGAGGACCCCAUAAGGAGAGUCAUGUUCUUGGCUCCCUGGGGUCACACAUAA